Molecule: messenger RNA, 2522 nt
Organism: Aethina tumida (small hive beetle)
Lineage: Eukaryota; Metazoa; Arthropoda; Insecta; Coleoptera; Nitidulidae
Exons: 2
Coding region: 928-1512 (194 amino acids)
Source: RefSeq, a predicted model, not a curated record
GUUUACUUUCAAUCUAGUGAGUAAGUUUUUGAAUUAUCUUCAUGAAUAAUUUAGUCUCUUGUUAUUUAAAGCAGUUAUAAUGAUAGAGACUGUCGAUAGAAGUGAAAACUUUCAUAUGUUCAUAAUUUCAUAAUGUUGAAUUAAAAUUAUCAACGUCAAUCUAGUUUUCACUUCUAUUGACACUCCGACCGACAAUUAUAAGCAUGUUUAUAUGGUUUUUUAUUAUUCAAAUAAAUUACGGGCUGUACAAGAUCAUGACAAAAUAUAAAUACAAUUCAAUUGAAAUAACAAUUAAUAUACAAUUAUAUUGUGUUGUUUUUUAAAUUUCGUUGAAUUUCAACAAUACUUAGACUUAUUUUUUAUUUCAUUUAAUUGACACUAUCAAUUAGCAACACAUAUUUAAAUUAAAAAAAAGUAUUGAUGGAAAGAAGCAGAAGCAGAUUACUUAAAUAUUAGUGCCGAGAAGAAUAGUUCUGGUGAUGUUUUAAGCAAUGACACCGAUUCUAAUGUCAAACUGAAGAUCCAUUUAAAAUAAGUGAUGUAUUAAAUUUAAACUCAUGGAAAUUGAUUUAUGAUGACAUUAAUUCGGAAAAAUGUAAGCAAAAGUUCCUGAUAAUUCUUCGGGAAUGGAUUAGAAAAGAUCAGAUAUAUAAUGCUUAUAAUUUAGAUAAGAUUAGUGCUAGUUUGAACGGUGAUGAUCUGAGCGACAUUUUAUCUAUAGAUAGUUCAUUGGAGGACGAGAAUUCCACUGCUGACAUAGAUGUGACAAAUGCUGACAAUAUACGGGAUUCUCUUUUACCAACAGAGAAUCAACUACCAGAAGUGCUUAAGAGAAGUAAAGUCGUUUCCUAUAUACAUCAGAUUAAUGUCCAGAACAGUAAAAUAGAACAAAUUCGGAAGGCAUUAAUAGUGUGCGAAUCAAAUAAAAUGCUCUUUAAAAGCAGGAAAAGAGUUGAAGCCGAGAAACUUCUGCUCAUUGAAAAUAUAAAAAAGACUCUUCUAGUACAGGCAUCUAAUUCCACUGAUGUGCAAGAUGGACACCCAGCAGAUUUUAAUAUUAGAAAUAUUCGUUUCACCUUGCAAAAAGCUGCAUUGGACAAUGCAGCUUAUUACUAUGUUUGCGUCCUUAAGUAUGGUGUCAACGUUGUAGCCAGCGAUGUAGUUAUGCCUGUAAAGAACGUGAUCUUUUUCGGUAGUAAUAUGUAUUUAAAAAAAGUCAUCCACAAACUAACACUAAGUCUGUAUCAUAUAAGGAUAUAUAAAGAUACCACACAUAAAAGUAAACUUUCAAAGAUAAAGGGGAAAAUGCUGAAGAGCCUGUUUCAUGUUACAAAUGGUAGAGCAAGACACAAUCUAGAUCAGAACAAAUAUUGCAAAUUUGAACAGAUUGGAGAAACAUCACUACCAUCUGUAAAUGAAAAUUUGAUGCUCAUAAAUAUGACUAUAGAAACUAUAGAUAUCCAUGAAAUGUUCACAGCAGACAUUAAAGUUAUGCCUCAUUUUAAACUAUAGGAACGUAAUAUAGAAUAGGUAUUGACGAUGUUUAUACAUAUAGUAUUUAUUUGAAUAACUGUACAUAUUUGUGUAUUUAAUAAGAUAUUUAUGUGAACAUUGUUGUUUAUAAGAUUAAAAGGACUUAUACUGCAUUGAAUAAAUGUCCUUAAAAUUCAUUUUUGUCAACUUUUUUCUGAAAGUUAUUAGCAACAAUAUGAGUUAAAUUUGUGUGGGGUACGAAACAAACACCAUUGGAGCUUCUGGAAUGUUUUGUCAGACACAAAUAUCACUGACAUCUCAUUUUUGGACGAAGUCUGUUCCGUAGGUGUUUCUGGACCACAAUACGUCCUCAUCGUUUAGACUUCUAUUUUCCCUCUAUCAAACAAUAUCCCCUAAAGAAGGACUUCCUGAAUCGGGGCCAUCAAAAAUCUUCACAUAGUCAAAUACACAGCUGCUUUGUUCCUCCAAUUCAAAAGUGACAAAAUUCAUUUCAGUUGAGUGUCCCUUUGCCACGAUAUUCCAAUCGCAAACCCCAUUAUCAUAAUUACUCUUUCCAUAAUUUACUUGAGAAUAAAUAUUUUUAAUUUCAAACGUUGCUUCUAAAUAUCCGCCACUGAUGUGCAAGGUAAACUCCCAGCAGAUUUUAGUAUUAGAAAUAUUCGAUUCACCUUGCGGAAAGAUGCAUUGGACAACGCAGCUUAUUAAUAUUUUUGCAUCCUUAAGUAUGGUGUCAACAUUGUAGGCAGUAAAUAGUGAUGCCUGUAAAUAACGUGAUCUUCUUCGACAGUAAUAUGUAUUUAAAAAACGUAAUCCACAAACUAACAUUAAAUCUGUAUCAUAUGAGGAUAUAUAAAGAUACAACGCAUAUAAGUAAAUUUGCAAAGGUAAAGGGGAAACUGCUGAAGAGCCCGUUUCAUGUUACGAAUGGAAGAGCAAAUAACAAUCAACAUCAGAGCAAAUAUUCCAAAUUUGAACAUAUUGGAGAAACAUCACUACCAUCAUUAAAUAAACAUUUGAUGCUCAUGAAU